AGCUGAUUGAUCUGUUAGUGAUAUGAAUAACAAAUAAAGAUAAAUAAUCCUUUAUUAAGAAAAAAAAACAAAAUAAAGUUAAUCAUUUACGAUGGAUAAUGAUACGAUAAACUUAGGGUUAAAGAAGUACUUCAAUUUUGAAAAAUUCAAAUCUCCACUGCAAGAACAGGCUGUCAGAGAAAUUUGCCAAAGAAAACAUGAUGUUUAUGUCUCAAUGCCCACAGGCUCCGGUAAAUCCUUAUGUUAUCAAUUACCUGCAGUACUUAGAGAUUCUAUGAUCACUAUUGUCUUUUCCCCUCUGCUAGCUUUAAUUAAGGAUCAAAUAGAUACCCUGAUAUCUCUCAAAAUAAGAGCAGCUUCUCUUAACUCCAAAAUAACCAAAACAGAAAGGGAAAGACUUAUUGCUGAUUUAAAAUCUACCUCGCCAGUCACCCGCUUGCUAUAUAUUACACCAGAGCAAGCAGCCACUAAAACUUUUAAGGAGUUAUUUGAUAACCUGGUGAGAUUUAAUAAGAUCUCUUACAUUGUUGUUGAUGAGGCCCAUUGUGUAAGUGAAUGGGGUCACGAUUUCAGGCCUGACUAUUUAAAACUAGGAAAUUUACGGGAAAAUAAUUCUAUCCCUUGUAUUGCAUUGACUGCAACUGCAGGAAAACAAGUAACCCAAGAUAUCAUUGCUAGCCUAAAACUAGCAAAGGACCACAAAGUUUUCAAAACCUCCUGCUUCCGAAGCAACUUGUUCUAUGACGUAUAUUUCCCAAAUAUUCUUCCAGACCCAUACAAACACUUGAAAAACUUCAUAUCAGACUGUUUGCAAUUUGAACAAGAAAAAGACCUACCCAAUGACCAAAAAUCCUGUGGGAUAAUUUACUGUCGAACUAGAGAACAGACCGAGGUCUUAGCCUCCAAAUUGAACACAAUGAAAAUCAAAACUUUGUGCUAUCAUGCAGGUCUGAAAAAUCAUGAGAGAUUAGAGUUUCAGGAAAUGUGGCAGCGCGGGGAUGUUCCGGUCAUUUGUGCAACCAUUAGUUUUGGUAUGGGGGUAGAUAAGGCUACUGUAAGAUUCGUAAUUCACUGGGGUGUCCCAAAAGAUCCCGCAUCGUUUUACCAAGAGUCCGGCAGGGCUGGAAGAGAUGGAAAACCCUCUUGGUGUCGGGUGUAUUAUAACAGAUCGGACUCGAAAGCAGUCGAGUUUCAUUUGACGCAAGAUUUAGGAAAGGCCAGUGGUAAAGAGGCUAAAAAAUUGAUGGUAGAACAUGCCGCGAAAGGAUUUAAGAAAGUUUUGGAAUUUUGUGAGAGUCCAUCGGAAUGCAGACACAUAUUAUUUUCCAAGCACUUCGGUGAACCACCGCCCAAAUGUCGUAAAAAUUGCGACUGGUGUAAAGACAAAAAGGCGGUCAAAGAGAUGGUUGAAACAUUUUUGGUAAAAAGUGUUCAAUAUAAUAGCCAUAUCAGCUCUUAUAACCAUAUGGACUAUGGAGACUUAUAUGGGGAGGGUCGAAAAGGAAUAACUGAUGAGUCAAAAGAAAGAGGAGGAGAAGCCGAUAGCGACGACAGCGACGGAGGUCAAGCGGCAUUCGAAAGGGAACAACAAGCGAAACAAGAAACCUCCGAUUUUAUUAAGAAACAAUUCGCACUAAGGAAAAAUCCUCAGGAAGUCUCUCAUGAAACGAUAGAAAAACUAUUCUCGAAACAUGCCAGGGUAAAAGCGGCAGCAUCCACCUCAAGUAAAGUUAAAGGAUUAACUUUGGGAACCAGGGAGCAGUAUUUGUCGAAAAUCGUGGACACCUUGUAUGCUAAUUAUACUGAAUGCGCGACGAACCAAACUUUGGAUAAAAAGGACGUUGAAGAUUGCAGUGUGGAUCUCGAAUAUGAUAUUUUUACUGCCACCACCACGAUGACUAUGUACAGAAAUGGCUUUGCACGACUGAUAUCUAAUAUCAAGAAAAGCACGAGUGACAAGAUUGUGUAUGAAAAACUAGUGAAUUUCACUCCAAAACCUGCAAAACACGAAACGUUAACCGACCUAUUUAGGAACAUACAAAAGGAACAACAAAUAAAAAAGAAGGAAGAUCAUAAACCAAGGGAGGGCUUUAAAACAGCUGGGGAACUCCUAAAGGAAGAAAGUUUAAAUGUGUUUUCUAGUGAAAAAGACAUUUGUGAAAAUGGUGCAGACAAAAAUGAUAUCAAAAUAACCAAUACAAGUUUAAGCAAAGCAUUUAAGACAGCAAAUGAGCUAUUAAAUGAGCAACAAACUAAGGACAAUCAGGUGAAAAUAACUCAGUUUCUUAAUAAUUCAACCGAAAUGAGCAAAUCAGCAAACUUAACAUCACUAUUUGGAGAUUCUGAUGAUGAGUUAAAAAGUGACAAGAGGAAAUCCGACAAUUUAGAUCGAAGCAGAGAUAAGUCCAGAGACAGAUCGAGAGAUAGAUCAAGUAGCUCAAAGAAAAAGGACAGGUAUGACAGACAUAGAGAUAGAAGUAGAAGUAGAGAUAGGGUUAGGAGAGAUAAGUCUCGUGACAGAUCAAGGGAUAGAUAUAAGAGAGAUAGGAGUCCUGACCGAAGAAAAAAAGAUAGUGACAGAAAGAGGAGGCACAGCUCGGAAAAAGAACGAGAUAGAGAUGAUGACAGGAGGAGGAGAAAAGAUGAGAGGGAAAAAGACAAUCGAAAAUCAAAAGAAAAUGGCAAUAGCGGCAGUAAAAAUGGCCGCCUAGAAGUGACCUUUAACUCAGAAACUGAGAUGUUAGAAUUAACCCCCACAACGCAAGCCAAACGGCGAAAACCCACUGAAAACCAGGAGGAGCAACAGAACAUCGAAAAAGACCACAAAAACGUCGAAAGAUUAUACGAUGAAAUCCUGGAGCUUGAAGAGGGCGAAAUCGACGAGACCACCCAAAAUGAACCGGUAAAUUCACCGCCUUCGCCGACCCCAUCGCCAUCGCCAAGGCACGAAGUCGAUAUGGAAAUCGAUCGUGGAGAAUCUGAUGAUGAUCAAAAAGAGAAGAAUGGCAUUCCCGCUAAUUUAAGCCAGUUAAGUUCUUCGAUUUUGAUAGAUAGCAAAAUACCCGAUUUGAUAGCGCGUUUAACGGAGAAACUCGAGGGAACUUCAAAAAUCGAAGUACCAAAUGUCUCUCAUUCAACACCACCGGUCCAAUUACCGACGCCCGUGCCCGCCGAGGUAGUGGACCCACCAAAAACUGAACUGAAAAUCAAUGAUGUCAGUGUUUCGAAGCAAAACGGUGAGAGCAGCAGUAGCGGGAAAUCGGAAGUGAAAAAGCCAAAAGGAAGACUGAAGAAGACGGAAAUCGGUCUGUUGGUGGUGAAACUGUUGACUCCAGCUUAUGUUGAUAAGAGGUUCGAGUCUAGGGAAGUGUUUAAGGUUAUGGCGAGGAAAAUAUCGCAUUCGCUCGCAGAUAAAGAUGAGGACGACAUCAAGGAAUACGUCAAAAGAUUCCUGAAUCGAAACCUGGAAAUCACCUCUAAGACACCAAUAUAGUUUACGGUUAUUUACUUAAGUGACUAUCGUAGAUCUGUAAUAAUAAUUUAGGGAUAUUAUUAUUGUCAAUCGUGAUUGCCUAAGGUUAUGUUCCUCAAUAUGAUUGAUUUUUAAAAUUGAAUUUUAUACACAAUAUAGUGUAAACUAUUAUUUAAAAAUAACUUUUCCACAUGUUUUAAAAAAAAUAGCUCAAAUUUAAUUUUCAAAGAGGCAUGAUUUAAUUUUGUGGUUGAAACGAAUUGAAAAUAUGUAUAUAGAGUGAAGUGAUAUAGGUAGCGUGAAUUUUGGGGUUAUAGUUGUAUUACAUAUUUUAAAGCAUAUUUAUAUAACAGUAUAUAUAGAGUGUAUUUCAGACUAUCUUACCUUUUUUUGUAAAUACAAUAUCUAUUUAAGUUAGCACAUGAGGAUUUAGAGGAGCUAUUUUAAUUUAAGUACUUUGUUUUAGGGCUUUAUUUUGUCAGGUUUUUUUUUGUAUAUAGUGAUUUGUUUGCUGUUAAAAUAUACAUUUAAUAAUAUAAUGCAAUAUUUGUUUUAAUAGGUAAGUAACAAUAAUUAGACAGUUAUCAAGAA
Anthonomus grandis grandis is the source of this 4063-nucleotide messenger RNA. RefSeq names its product ATP-dependent DNA helicase Q5-like. Bases 92 to 3493 code for a protein of 1133 amino acids. Gene Ontology annotation, molecular function: nucleic acid binding; ATP binding; four-way junction helicase activity. Gene Ontology annotation, biological process: double-strand break repair via homologous recombination. The transcript has 12 exons. The record is from RefSeq and is a predicted model, not a curated record. Gene Ontology annotation, cellular component: chromosome; cytoplasm. Lineage: Eukaryota; Metazoa; Arthropoda; Insecta; Coleoptera; Curculionidae.